Molecule: messenger RNA, 981 nt
Organism: Selaginella moellendorffii
Lineage: Eukaryota; Viridiplantae; Streptophyta; Lycopodiopsida; Selaginellales; Selaginellaceae
Product: pentatricopeptide repeat-containing protein At2g34400
Exons: 2
Coding region: 1-981 (326 amino acids)
Molecular function (GO): protein binding
Source: RefSeq, a predicted model, not a curated record
AUGAUCGCUGCCUACAUCCAAGCCGGUGAAAUCCAGGAAGCUAGAGCCUUAUUCGAUCGAAUGGAGCUGAAGAAUACGGCCUCCUGGAACACCCUCUUGGCAGGCUAUGCUCACAGCGGACACCUCCAAGAAGCUCUAACGCUCUUCGCGAUCAUGGACUUGGAAGCUCCGCCGGACAAAGUUACCUUUGUGACGAUGCUCGACGUUUGCGGGAACCUCAAGAACUCGGCAGCCGGGGAGGAGAUCGACGCGGCAGUGACUUCAAGUGGCCUCUGGCAAGACGUGACGGUCGGGACGCGCUCGUUUGCAUGCACGGGAGUCUACGCGCAAAACAAUCUCCUGGAUCAAGCCCGGGCUACGUUCGACGCGAUGCCGGACAAGCUCUCGCUCGUUGCCCCCUGGAACGCGAUGAUCUCGGCCUACGUCCGCUGCGGAGAGAAUUCAUCCGGAGUGAUGCUCUUCCUCCUCAUGGACCUGGAAGGCGGCCGAGCGAACGAGAUCACGCUGGUCUGCGUCUUCGAGGCUUGCACCACUCCAUCCCAGCUCGCCACCGGACGAAGAAUCCACACGGCCCUGGAACGCUCUGGCGAGAACCAGCUGCUAAACCAUCCGGCCGUGAGAACCUCGCUCGUCAACAUGUCUGGAAAGUGUGGCAAGCUUGCGGAAGCUCGGGCCAUCUUCGGCGCGGUUGCAGCGUCCCAGCGCGGAGAUCUGGUGCUCUUCUCGGCGAUGAUCGCGGCCUACGCGCAGAGCGGCCACAGCAAGGAAUCGUUGGAGCUCUUUGGCGUCAUGGCUCUCGAUGGUAUACUGCCGACGGACGUCACGUUUAUCAGCGUCUUGGCGGCGUGCAGCCACGCGGGCCUGGCCAAGGACGCGCGGUACCACUUUCGUGGCCAUGGCUGGCGACUCGAGCUUGGAUCACUAUAUCUGCAUGGUGGACGUGUUGGGGAGGUCCGGAAAGGUGGCGGAGGCGGGGUGUGA